GUGUGGAGGGUGGUCUUGCCUUGCCUAAGUUAAGGUAACAGCUAAGGGCCGGCGCCACAGCUCACUAGGCUAAUCCUCUGCCUGUGGCGCCAGCAUGCCGGGUUCUAUUCCUGGUCGGGGCGCCGGAUUCUGUCCCAGUUGCUCCUCUUCCAGUCCAGCUCUCUGCUGUGGCCCAGAAGUGCAGUGGAGGAUGGGCCCUGCACCCCAUGGGAGACCAGGAUAAGUACCUGGCUCCUGCCUUUGGAUCAGCGUGGUGUGCCGGCCGCAGCGGCCAGGCCAUUGUGGGGUGAAUGGAGAAGAGACCUUUCUCUCUGUCUCUCUCUUUCACUGUCCACUCUGUCAAAAAAAAAAAAAAAAAAAAAGAUAACAGCUAAGGGCAUAAUGUCUAGAGUUAUGAAGGCAUCCACCAGAACACUGGGGCAGACCAUUCAAAGGAGGCUGUCCCUUAGUACCUGCAGUGGGGGGCAAGGAAGGGGAACUUGAUUAUCAUCAUAAGCUGUACUGCACUGUUUGUACCAGGAGAUUAUAUUGCUCUGAUUUUUAAAAAUUAGAACAAGUACAAAAAGACAACCACCUUUGAAUGAGGGCCUGAAUUAGGACAGUAGCAGUGAAGAGGAGUGUGAGGACUGGGCGUAAAAGGCAUUUCUGAAGUAAACUGCAGGGCUUGCUGACUCUGGGGGAAACAGACCAAGAACAAGUCACAGGGUUCAGACCUCGAGGGAAGAUGGCUUAACGCAUGGAGGUACAGGAACUAGAUUUCAUCUUGAGAAGGAAGUAAAAGUGAAUUGAUUUAAGCACGCUGAUUUUCAGGUACGCACUGGAUAUUCCACUGGCAAUGCCAAAUAGUUAUUUAUAUCUGCGCAUCUGAAAGAGAUUAGGGCUGUAAACAUUUCCUAUAAUUCUUGAUUGGGAAAAGCACAAAGUAAACUGCCCAUAGCAAAAUCCAUCAAAACUUAUGCAUUUUCUUUUCUCUCUCCUGCUACCCAGCAGUGUCUGCUGAUAGAGUCAGGUGAUGCUCGUGGCUUCCUCAUAGACCCAGCUGUCAGCCCUGAGCUUCCGUGUCGGCAGUGGUGGUGCUGUCCGCUGGUGUGAACAACUUUUGGAAUACAGAAAUACUUGAGACUUUCUUUUGUGGGUGAAGCUAGGAGGGUGGAGCUGCUCUUCGUCCUGUCACAUUUCUGCAAGCUGGCUUGGCUUACAGAUAUAAAAGAGGAGGAAAAAACAAACAUCGUUCAGCUUCAGAAUCACAAAACUGUUAGAAAAUGUUCCCAAUGGAAACACUGAGUGGUCACGCAAGAUUUUGUUAAUAAAAAUCAACGUAGUUGAGAUGUUCUUCCCGGAGAGUCGCUGCGGGUUUCCUGCUUCAGCAGUGCUGGGACGGACCCGGCGCUCGACCCCUGCCCCAGGCGGCUGGUCAGAGCCAGCCCGCGGCCACCUUCUCACAGCGCUCGGGGACGGCCCCCAGGCCCGCCACAGCUCCAGCUCCCUGCAGCCUCCGCCUCUGCGUCUCAGUCGCCUGCCAUGACGACCGCGUCUUCCUUGCAGGUGCGCCAGAACUACCACCAGGACCCGGAGCACGCCAUCAACCGCCGGAUCCACCUGGAGCUCGACGCCUCCUGUGUCGACCUGUCCAUGAACGUGUCCAUAUUCUCCUUUCAGUCUUACUACUCUGACCGUGAUGAUGUGGCUUUGGAGAACUUUGCCAAAUACUUUCUCCACCAGUCUCAUGAGGAGAGGGAGCCCGCUGAGAAACUGAUGAAGUUGCAGAACCGGCGAGGGGGCCGAAUCUUCCUUCAGGACAUCCAGAGACCAGAGUAUGAUGACUGGGGAAGUGGGCUGAAUGCAGUCGCGUGUGCACUGCACUUGGAAAAAAGUGAGAAUCAGUCACUAUUGGAACUGCACAAACUGGCCACGGACAAAGGUGACCCCCACUUGUGUGACUUCCUGGAGACGCAUUACCCGAAUGAGCAGAUGAAGUCCAUCAAAGAAUUGGGUGACCACGUAACCAACGUGUGCAAGGUGGAGGCCCCGAAUCUGGCAUGGCGGAGUUAUCUCUUUGACAAGCACACCCUGGGACACAGUGCUAGUGAGAGCUAAAGCCUUAGGCUAACUUCCCCGGCAGUGCCCCUCGGCAGUGCGUGCAUGUUGGGGCUACUUUUACCUUUGCUAGACAUUGUACCAAAACAUCCACUUGCGUACUUUAAUUUGUACCAUUCCUUCAGAUAAUGAAAGUUGGUCCCCCCCACCCCACCCAAAAUGUACGUACUUAGGAUGAAUGGCAUGAAUCGAAUGAUUCACAACUAGUGGGAAGAUGCUCAAUCAAAAUGCGAGGGGAUUUAUUUUCUUAAAAUUUUGUUUUCAUGUGUUUUUUGGUUUUAACUAUGUAUAUUUCCUAUAUAACAAAUUAUGAAGCUCAGUAAAUUAAGCAGAGAACAUCUUCCAUCCCAUUCAAAUUACUCUAAGGAACACAUAGAUUACUUUAAC
Oryctolagus cuniculus (rabbit) is the source of this 2484-nucleotide messenger RNA. The record is from RefSeq and is a predicted model, not a curated record. Lineage: Eukaryota; Metazoa; Chordata; Mammalia; Lagomorpha; Leporidae.